ACCCGACCGCGAAACCUUCAGUUGUUUCAGUGAUUUUGUUCCGUUCAAAUCAAUCAAUUCAAGGUCGUCGCCGAAUUUAGAAAUAUUUUGUCCUACUAUAUUAAUUACAUUAAAAAAAUAAAAUAAUUUUCUAAAAUGGCUCCGACUUUGUACUACGCUGAUCUAAGUGCCGCAUCGAGGGGUACGCUAUUGCUCGUCAAAGCUUUGGGCAUUGACGUAGAGCUCAACCCCAUCAAUAUGGCUGUCGGGGAACAUAUGACGCCCGAAUAUUUGAAAAUCAACCCCUUCCACACGGUGCCCACUUUGAAAGAUGGAGAUUUCGUGCUUUGGGAUAGUCACGCUAUUAAUAUUUAUUUGAUAGAAAAAUACGCACCCGAAAGCGAGCUCUACCCCUCUGAUCCUCAAAAGAAGGCCACGAUAAACCAAAGAUUGUUCUUCGAUGUCGGUAUAAUUUUCCCCAGAUUGGCAACCAUCGUCGUGGCCCUGCUUAGAGAAGGAGCGAAAAGUGUAAGCAAGGACAAGGCUGAUCAAGUCACUCAAGCGUACAGCCUUUUGGAAACCCUGCUCGAAAAAAGCACGUACGUAGCCGGCGAAAGCUUAACUUUGGCGGAUUUGAGCAUAGUAGCCAACAUCACCUCCUUGAACAUUUUGGUACCACUGGCGGAAAAUAGGUAUCCAAAAACAAGCGAAUGGAUCGCUAGGCUACAGAAACUGCCCUACUAUCAAGAGGGCAACGAAGUUGGCUUGGGACAAUUCACCGGAAUGGUCAGAAGCAAAUUGGCUUAGAAAAGUUUUAUCACUUUAUCAGUAUUUAUGUUUUUUGAGUGUACAUUUUUUUACCUAUCGUGUUCAUGGGUUUGUUUUGGUUCAAACGAUUCCAGUUCAAAAAUAGUUGAAUUAAUUUUUCAAAAAUAACUAGUCGAGUGUAAGUCACUGAUUCUGAACUAGUUGGUAAAAGAAUCAAAACAAGCCUUAUAUGUAUGAUUGUUGAG
Molecule: messenger RNA, 992 nt
Organism: Psylliodes chrysocephalus
Lineage: Eukaryota; Metazoa; Arthropoda; Insecta; Coleoptera; Chrysomelidae
Source: the annotation of a GenBank genome assembly